This is a messenger RNA of Aureobasidium melanogenum CBS 110374, 5832 nucleotides long. RefSeq lists its product as uncharacterized. The record is from RefSeq and is a predicted model, not a curated record. Gene Ontology annotation, molecular function: structural constituent of nuclear pore. The transcript is spliced from 4 exons. Gene Ontology annotation, biological process: protein import into nucleus; post-transcriptional tethering of RNA polymerase II gene DNA at nuclear periphery; RNA export from nucleus. Lineage: Eukaryota; Fungi; Ascomycota; Dothideomycetes; Dothideales; Saccotheciaceae. Bases 1 to 5832 code for a protein of 1943 amino acids. Gene Ontology annotation, cellular component: nuclear pore cytoplasmic filaments; nuclear pore.
AUGGCAUUCGGCGGAGGUUUUGGCGGAUUUGGGUCAAACCAGAACAACACCUCAGGUUUCGGUGCUUCAGCUUUCGGAUCGAGUGCGACUAAUGCUGGAAACACGAACAACACGUUCGGCCAGCCAGCUGCAUCCUCAAACUUGUUCGGCCAAUCUACUGGCACAGCAUUCGGUUUCGGUUCGAACGCCGCGACUGCUACACCAUCUACGUUUGGUGCUUCCACAGCUCCUACAUCUUCGCCAUUCGGCGCCGUGAACAAGCCCACCUUCGGUGCAACUCCUGCUUCAGGAGGAGGAGGAAUAUUCGGAGGCGGUUCCUCGACUUUCGGAAACAACGGAUUCGGGAGUUCCAAUACUGGAGGAAGCAACACGUUUGGUGGAGCUAAACCUACAACCACGGGAAACACAAUGUUCGGCUCUGGCACAUUCGGUAAUACAUCUACCCAACCCACAAACAACGGUACGGGCUCCACGCCUUUCUCGGCCUUUAUCGAAAAGGACAAUGCCGCCAAUACCAACAGUCAUUAUCAAUCGAUCACCUUCAUGCAACCUUAUCAAGCAUUCUCCUUCGAGGAGUUAAGGCUUGCAGACUACUCGGCUGGUCGUAAGGUUGGCAAUGCGAAUGGCCAAGCUGGAGCGUUUGGUCAAGCCUCGGGUUUCGGCAGCGGGUUCAACUCUGGUCAAGCUGCUUCAACUUCAACUUUCGGCGCUCCCCAGGCCACCAACACAGGAGGUGGCAUAUUUGGCGCACAGGCGAGCACACCUGCUACAGGCACCUUCGGGUCGGGUUUCGGGCAGCAGAACAAUUCUACAUCUACAGGAUUGUUUGGUCAGCAAAACAAGCCCGCGUCUGGUGGAAUAUUUGGAAAUGCACCUGCCUCAACCGCUAAUGCAACAAGUACGCCAUUUGGCGCAUCCACGUCCAACACGUUCGGCACCUUCGGCCAGCAGAACAACAACUCGAACUCUACAGGCUUGUUUGGUCAGCAGAGUAAGCCCACAGGGAUGUUUGGAAAUUCGAGCGCACCAACUUCCACCUCAACAUUCGGCAGCACUCCUGCAGCUUCUUCAACUCCAUUCGGAGGUUCCUCGACAGGAGCAUUUGGCCAGGCUGCGAACACAAACACCACUGGUGGCACAGGCCUGUUCGGCCAGAAUACUACCAACAACACUGCUAGUCCAUUUGGAACUCAGGCUCCUGCUGCUAACACAGGUAACAAUCUAUUCGGUGGAGGCGGCAAUGCAUUUGGCCAGAACAACCAGAAUCAACAGCAGAAUCAGACCGGCACAACCAACAAUCUGUUCGGCGGCGGCUUUGGCCAGAACAAUCAGCAAAAGCCUAGUCCAUUCGGUGGUGCGGCCAGUGGUACAUCGAGUAAUCUAUUUGGGGGUGCUCAAACACAGCAGAGCAAUACCUCUGGCGGCCUCUUCAAUCAGGCAAGCAAUAAUAACCAAGCUCAAACUAAUUCGCUUUUCGGGGCUAAGCCUGCAACUGGAAACUUAUUCGGAUCUUCUCAACCUCAGCAAAACACGGGAACUGGCUUAUUUGGUGGAGGUCAAGCUCAGCAGAGCACUCCAUCUCUCUUUGGCAAUCAAAGCAACCAACAGAAGCCCGCGACUGGAUUAUUUGGAAACACUGGCGCCCAACCAGCCGCUUCUAACUCACUCUUCGGUGGUAACCAGAACCAGCAACAGAACACAGGCAACAGCUUGUUUGGGGGCAGCACUCAACAAUCUGGUCAGUCGAAUGGAUCAUUUGGCCAGAGUAAUCAGCAACAAUCUAGCUUUGCUGCUACUUUGUUGACCAACCCUUAUGGCAACGACCAGCUCUUCAGCAACCUCGGUAGCCCUGCUCCUGCUGUGGGACCCCUCGCUACACCCCUUUCUGGAGCGCAGAAGCCGGCUAAGCGCCCUGCUGCACUUCCACAGUUCAAGAUCAACCCCAGUGCGAGCUUGCGUCUCAUCACUCCUCAAAAGCGCUCAAACGGUUACGGUUUCUCAUACGCCACUUACGGUACUCCUGGCAGUGCACAGAGCUUCACAUCUAAUGGCCUCGGAAGUAGCUUGUUGCAGUCAGGCGGUCUCAGCCGCUCUUUGGGCAAGAGCUUCUCUACUAGCAACCUUAACAAGAGUGUCGGCAGUGGCGACAGUGUUCUCGCUCCUGGAGCCUUCACGCCCAACAACAGAUCAUACACUGGCGGCAGCAUUCGUAGACUGAAGAUCGACCGUAACCUGAGAACUGAUUUGUUCGGCGACAACACUCCCGUCGAGCCUCCUACUAAGCGCGUCAGCUUCGAUGAAGGCGACAAGGGCAAGACCUCGACAAACGGCUAUGUUGAGACUCCUGCUAGCAGUGCUCUCGUCCGCACUGAAACCGAUGAGGCUGAACCAUCUUCUGAAGACCUUGGCUACUCCCGUGCUGAGCGUCACACAACCGACGGUGCAUCGGUGAACGGCACUUCCUCCACCAACCAAGUCAGAGGCAACGAACUUGCAAUGGUGCCUGAAGAUGGACCCGCCCCCGCCUCUUCCACCAAGCCUGUCUCUGCAAAGGACGUGCCACGCUCGCAGGCAGACCCUCAACCUGGAGACUACUGGAUGAGCCCCUCCAUGGAGGAUCUCCGUAACAUGUCUCGCCAGCAACUCAAGAGAGUCACCGGCUUCACUGUCGGCCGCCGAGGUGUCGGUAAGGUCGAAUUUGAUCCUGUGGACCUUACUCAGGUUCCCUUGGACGAGAUUAUCGACGAUAUUGUCAAGCUUAAUGUGCGCCAAGUCACUGUCUACACUACCGGUGUCAACACUCCUCCCAUGGGUCAGGGUCUCAACGUACCCUCUACCAUCACGCUUGAGAACUCAUGGCCUCGCGCUCAGGCUGGACGUCUUCCUGUUCACGAGCGUAAGGGCCAGCGUUACGAGAAGCACAUUGAACGUCUGAAACGUGUUCAAGAUACCGAAUUCAUCAGCUACGAUCCUGAAACCGGCAUCUGGGUCUUCCGCGUUCCGCACUUCACCACUUACGGGCUCGACGAUGAUGAUGAGUCGGACGAUGAAGCCGAGUAUGGCAGUGACAUGAUGAGCACUGGCCAAGAUCUUACUCCUAAGGGUAACAACACUGCUGUUCAAGAGAUGUCUCAGGCCUCAUCCGAGGAGGGUUCUGUCAUCAGCGAUGAAGAUGAUGAAUCCAACCCUGAUGACACCUUUGAUUUUAAGAAAGGUCCGUCAAAAAUCCUGCCUGGCAGCUUCGGUGCUCAGCCAAUUCAUAACGAUGACGAAAUGGCUGACGACAACGACGCUCAGGAUCAGGAAGAGGAUUCCUCCUAUCUUGAACACCAAGACCCGCACUCGCACGAAGACCAGUUCAGGUCUUCCGGCAGCAGCAACGCACCUCCCGUUGAAGCUGUCGAUGAACAAAUGGAGGAGGAGAUGGACUAUGAGGAGAUGGACGGACAGGAUAUGGCAGGAUCGUUCCCUGAACCUGCCGCUCAAGCUCCGUACAACGACUAUGGUAUUUCUUUCAGUGGAUCUCUCAUGCCGAAAUCAAUUCUCAAAGCAUCAACUAUGUUAAAUGGCACACCGAAGAAGGAUCUCGCACUUGCAGGUGACUGGGCAGAACAACUUCAGAGAACUGCUAGCCCCAAGAAGCAAGAUCGUCAGGCACUUCGUGAGCGUCAGAGUGUCAUGGGUGCAGCCCCUGUUGAUACCGCACCACCAUUAGCUGCGUCUAUUGCUGGCAAGGCUUUCUCUACGACUAUGGAUAUUAUGAACUCUCUUUGGGCACCUUCGGCUUCUGUCGCAGGUCAUGGGUUGCAAACAAGCACUGUUGGUGGUAAAGGUUUUGAGUGGCCCUACCAGAAGCAGUCGAGAACUGAGGAUGCAUUCGCCGACAUGAACGAGAACGAACGUGGUUUCCACACAUCCUUCAAGCCUCGCUGGGCUACAGAUGGCACUCUUGUCUACAGCACCACCAGCGCCGCUCCUCCAUUGUUCGGCAACAUGAUUGGCACCAAGAAACCCAUCGUGUCAGAGCACAAGGAUGUCCGCUUCGCCAAGUUCAAAUCACCACAAGACACACUCACCACAUCACUGCAGUUGCAACUACAACAGUCGGCUAUCACUUCGGCUGAGACCUCGUUCGCUGCCAUGGCAGAAAGCGUUGCGCACCCCGACACACCCGAAGCUCAGCACGAACGUUCUGUCUGGCGACUGGCUUCUAUUCUGUUUGAUCCCGUCGAGAUUGGGUGUCCCGACUUGGUCAAGAACAUCUCAAGCUCUGAAGUUGUCACACUCGAGUCACGCAUUCGUCGUGACGCUUUGUCAAAUUUCUGGGCUCAACUUGUUCAUGCAGAGGCCGCACAGCAUGCCAAGGAUGCAGGCACAGCCGAGGAGAAGGCAAUUGCAUUCCUGAGUGGCAACAGCAUCGAGGACGCCUGUUCAGCACUUCUCGAGGGUCGCGAUUUCCGCCUUGCAACCAUCGUAGCCCAACUUCCUGGCAACUCGAAGUCAAAGGAGAUGAUGGCCAAGCAGAUCGAGAACUGGAGGUCACAAAACAUGAUCUCUGAGAUGACUGAAGCAGUGCGCGCCUUGUAUGAGCUUGUUGCUGGCAACACUUGCAUCAGUGAAGGAAAGAGCGGUCCAGCUGAAGAUAAAGCUUCGGCUUUCGGCAUCUCAUCGCGCUUUGGUCUCGAUUGGCGCCGCUCCUUUGGACUGCGUCUCUGGUUCUCUGGUGCCAACGAUUCGCUUGCAGAUGCAGUGCAACUGUACAUUGACGAUCUCGCGGCAGACAAGGAGACUAUUCGCCCCGUACCUUACUUUACUGAACAGUCACUCGCUCCUUCCUGGCAUGACACUGACGCGCAAGGCAACGAGGAUACUUUGCUUGGUCUGUUGAAGCUCUACUCGAGACAACCAUCUUCGAAUAUCAGUGAUGUCCGUUCCUUGGUCACCAACCUUCUGUCUCCAGCAUCUGUCUCUGGAAGCCCACUCAACGCUCGCCUCUCAUGGCAGCUGGCUACUCUCCUGCAGAAGAAGGGCCUUCUCACCGCUGCUGAGUUGAGCGACGCCGCCCUGGAUCAGCUGUCUUUGACUCUUUCUGGCCAGCUCGAGGCUGCCAACGAACUUGUCUUUGCGACCAACGUCCUGCUUCAUCUGACCAAUGAGUCGGCUCGCGAGAAGCACAUUCGCGACCUCCUUUACCGCCGCGCUGCCGCACUCUACGAUGCAAGCAACCCCGACGCCCUUCCCACCGUCUUGACCCAAGACUUUGGUCUGCCCGAACAAUGGCUCUGGCAUGCUCGUGCACUCUACGCACGCUCGAUGCUCGAAGAUCACAAUGCCGAAGUCAGCUAUCUUCUUCGCGCCGGCGAUUCAGCUCAAGCCCACGCCGUGCUCUGCCGUACCGUCGGUCCCGCAGCCAUCAUACAGCGCGAGUAUGAUAGUCUCCGCCAGCUUCUCGACCUCUUCCAGAACACGCUUUCUACAGAGACACUCGAGUCUUGGCGCACCGGCGGACAAGUCUACUCGGAUUACACACACCUGCUCGACCUUGUACGCCGCGACGACGAUGCCAGCCGUGCUACCAAGAAGGAACUGCUGGACCGCUUGACCGUCUCUCUGCCCGGUGUCCUCGAAGGUCGCACCGGCAAAGUUGACCUCGAAGAGCGUGUUGCCAUUGGCGAGAUGGCCGGUCUGGUCAAGGCUGAAGUGGAGAAGAUGGGUAGAGAAGACAAGGGCGUGGAUAGAAGUCUCGUCAACAGGCUUCCUGUUGCUGGUGCCAAGUACGCUACUCAGGGCGUUGAUCUCAGCAGAGCUUACUACCGUGCUAUUGUUGCUUAG